Westerdykella ornata is the source of this 2024-nucleotide messenger RNA. RefSeq lists its product as uncharacterized. Lineage: Eukaryota; Fungi; Ascomycota; Dothideomycetes; Pleosporales; Sporormiaceae. The transcript has 3 exons. Gene Ontology annotation, biological process: regulation of DNA-templated transcription. The record is from RefSeq and is a predicted model, not a curated record. The coding region runs from base 337 to 1743 and encodes 468 amino acids.
CACUCGACAACUCACUGAAGUGCUGAACUUGAAUCACAAUCGAUAAAGGGAAUCUCUUCUGCAAAGUUUCCAUCUAUCACAGAUAAUGACAGCCAAUCAGCAGAGCCGAGCGAUGACACCCCUGCCCACGAUUGCGGCUGAGCGCUCACCGGAUGAUGCUGCGGAUCGCAGCCUUGCAUCUAAAUAUCCACUUCCCCACGAUCAAUCCUCCCGUUGAGUAAUCGUAGGACUUGAUCAUGGUGGACGCCACGGGACGCUCAAAGAGAUAUAGGUCGAGCGGCCACGGAGGCUUCCUCCAGGACUCAUAGCCGUCGACGAGAGGGGUCAACCACAAAAAUGGCCGAGAUAGGCCUCAUCGCGUCCGUGAUCCAGGUAGCCGGGGCGGGCCUCAAACUCUCGCAAACGCUCUACCAGUACGCCGAAUCCGUCAGCUCCGCCGACCGUCGCGUCAAGGACAUUGCCAAAGAAGUCCAACUGACCUCCUUCGUCAUCAACGAGCUGGCCAGCAUCUUCAAGAACGACGAGUCGUCGAGCUUGCUGUCCGAGAAUGCCAUCAAGACGGCCGACGAGACGGUUCGGGAGUGCUCGUCUGUGUUCACGGAGCUGGAUGCUGCGCUCAAGAAGACGAAGAAGAGCGCGUUGGGGAAGUUCAAGUUUCCGUUUCGCGAGACCAAGAUUGAGCUGUUGAGGAAUCAGAUUGAUAAGUUGAAGAGUACGUUGCAGUUGUUGCUGCAGGUACUUACACUUGCGCAUCAGAAGGCUUCGCAAAAGCUGGACAGGGAGGCGGAAGCCGCACACCGCGCGCAAAUUAAGGCGCUGCUGGAGAACAAGAAGGCCUCGACCAAGAGAUACGAGGAGUCGCUGAGAAAUCUCAAGUUCAGCGACGAUGAAGAAAGCGACAAGGAGAAUGAAGAGCCAGGAUCUGCCACCGAUUCCAUGACCAUUGCUUCUGUCAAGUCCGGCAUCACAGUCGACGCUCUCGCUACAUGCGUACAACACGUCCGUGGCUUGCUUCAGGACAUUGAGUCACUGCAAAAGGUGCUGUCAGACGACGCGGAAGGCAAAGAUCCGUCAGAACAUCACCAAAGCCUCAUAGGAUCUUACUUCCGCGCCCGCGGCCAUCUCGAUUCCAUUCUCCUGGGAAAUCCAAACGAUAACGGAUCAUCGAUGACGAGCUCCGUCAACAGAAGCGAAGUGGACAUUGGCAUCACCAAAUCGCUCUCUGGGAUCACCCUGCAAGGUGUGGAAUCACACGCCUCUACUGAAGUCGUGGUACAGAGCGCCAGGGAAAGUACCAGCAGUCUUCGUCCUAUGUUGACAGAAGCCGAGUUCCAAAAAGCCAUUCUGGAGGCUCAAGAGAAGGCGAGGAGGGAAGAGCGGGAGAGGUUGCAGCUGGAAGCGAGAAAACGUGCGGAAGAAUCAAUGCUGCAAGAGCAAGCAAAAGCCAAGCAGGCUGAAUUGCUCGCGAUGAAGGAGACGGUCGAGAGGAAAAAGAAGGCGAUGGAUUUGGCGCGAAAGGCUCUCGAAGAUGAGAUGGAAAAGGCGAGACGGAGAGCGGAAAGGGAUUUGGAAAUAACAAAGCAGGCUGCACAGGAAGCCGAAGCUAGGCGAGCGAAGGAGGCUGGGGAGACAGCAGACACGGCUAAGCAGCCGCUCAAACUCACUGAUGCAAUAGGCAGGAAAUCCAGUCUGCCGUUCCAUCUGUGUAAAACCUGGCAGCUUUCCUCCCAAUCGACACCAUGAAGACCCUUGUCUCCGAAGGUCGAUACUCCAUCUACGGCCCGCAAGGCGAACUCAUCAUGCCCGAUUGCUGGGAAUCAGUCAUCCAACCCGGUUGGACGAUUACCAUGACAGUGUGGGAAUCUACGCCGACUGCGCAUGCGCUCGCACACCUAACCCGACCGAUGCGUCGACCUCCUGGUAAACCUGCCGCUGCCCCUGCUGAAUCGCCGAUACUUCGCGAGGUCCCUGUCGCGGAGAAAGAAGACGUUUCGAUGGCUGGUCCCUUGUGGAGCGUCGACGAC